Perca fluviatilis (European perch) is the source of this 1672-nucleotide messenger RNA. It is a transcript of the gene foxi3a, whose product is annotated as forkhead box I3a. Gene Ontology annotation, biological process: regulation of transcription by RNA polymerase II; anatomical structure morphogenesis; cell differentiation. The record is from RefSeq and is a predicted model, not a curated record. Gene Ontology annotation, molecular function: DNA-binding transcription factor activity, RNA polymerase II-specific; RNA polymerase II cis-regulatory region sequence-specific DNA binding. Bases 159 to 1400 code for a protein of 413 amino acids. The transcript has 2 exons. NCBI's taxonomy places the organism in Eukaryota, Metazoa, Chordata, Actinopteri, Perciformes, Percidae.
CACUGGCUGUGUUUGGCUUCUACAAACACACAUUUUUAUAUAAUCACACUUUGAGCCCGAGCAGAAGAGGACGUCACCACAGACAGAUGUUUAUGUAGAGACUACUAGAGAGACAGAAAAGUGAAGAAAGAAAGACACAAAGGAAAAGAGUUUCCAGCAUGACGUCCUUUGUCACAGAGAAAGAUCCAUCUGCCUCCCUGUGUGGACGAUCUCUCCCCCAACAGGAGCUUCCUUCUCUGGGCCUCGAUCCGUCUGACUUCAGCCUGUACAGCCCUCCUGCUCCUCCUGAGCCCAGCCUGUCUGCAUCAACGUGGCUCCCAACUUCUAACAACCACAGCGACCCUUACCUCUGCUUCAAAAGCCCAGAGCCAGACUCAAUCUCUGGGGCCACAGGACUCCCUCCAGGCUUCUUCCCUUAUCUCUACAGCCUCCAGAGGCCCCUGUUCCCCAGCAGCCCCUGGUUCUCCUUGUCCACCCCGGAGGACAUGCUGCGCCUGGUCCGCCCGCCGUACUCCUACUCUGCACUCAUAGCCAUGGCAAUACAGAGCGCACCUGAGCAGCGGCUGACACUCAGCCAAAUCUACCAGUACGUCUCAGACAACUUCCCCUUCUAUAGCCACAACAAGGCCGGCUGGCAGAACUCCAUCCGCCACAACCUGUCGCUCAACGACUGUUUCCGGAAGGUUCCCCGCAACGAGAGUGACCCAGGUAAAGGAAACUACUGGAUUCUGGACCCAAACUGUGAGAAGAUGUUCGACAAUGGAAACUUUUGCCGCAAGAGGAAGAGCAAGAGUAAGAAAGAUAACGUGACCACUGGAAGGAAAACUUCCUCCUCCUCAUCCUCGGAUUCUGGCUUGUCAGAGCCCAGCCCUAAAAUUCCCAGCAUACACUGCAAUGGCGGCAGCAGUGGUGGCGGCAGCACUGAGCUCCCUGCACUCUCAGACACUCCCCCCGGCCUCAGCAGCUUCCUGUGUCCCCUCCAGGAUUCCCUUCUCCCUCCUCUUCCUUCUCACGUCAGCUCCCCUGAGCUGUACAUGCAGGUACCGGACCAUGCCUCACCCCCUCCUCCUUCUCAGGGAUAUGCCUCUUCUUACUCGCCUGGCGCCGUGGUGCCGCAGUGGGACGCCUGCAGCUCCUCUCCUCCCCUCUACUCCUCCCUUCAUCACUCCUUACCUCCUCCUCCUCCCCUCCCGUCUUCCCAGUUGACUCCCCCACACUUCUCCUACCUCGCCGACCCCCAGGCCGGGUCGCCGCCUCUCUACGCCGACCUGCAGACGGCGUCCUGUCUUCUGACGGACUUCCAGGAGGCCCAGCAGCUGCUGCAGCUUCAGUGUGGGCCUCUCUCCUCUGGGGGCUUCGCUGAUAAUCUGCCCCUUGACUCUCUUGUUCUCCAGCAGUGACACAAACUGAAAGUGAUACCUCCAGAGAACAUCUUGUGUUUACACUGAGAACUGAUGCGAAUCUGAUGUUGAAUUUUAAACUUUGUAAAGUAUUUUUUAAAUGUGUAAAAUGACUCCAGGUGGAUGUUUGACUGAAUUCAAACCAGCCAGAAUGCACUAUGCUAGCUGUAAAAUGUGUGGGAAUGUUUGUAUUUAUCAUUUUUUUGGUGGGUGAAUGUUUUUUAUAGUGUGAAUAUCAGUUGAAUGUUUGUGUUUGUAAUAAAAACAAAACA